Molecule: messenger RNA, 1728 nt
Organism: Andrographis paniculata
Lineage: Eukaryota; Viridiplantae; Streptophyta; Magnoliopsida; Lamiales; Acanthaceae
Product: oligouridylate-binding protein 1B
Exons: 12
Coding region: 186-1430 (414 amino acids)
Molecular function (GO): mRNA binding
Source: RefSeq, a predicted model, not a curated record
UUCCUUUUUUGUUUUUCUUUUUUCUUUUCCCUCUCUAUUUUUUUUUUUUUUUCCUUUUUUUUCUGUUGGCCUUUCACCGUUCGAUUGUGUUAACCUUUGCCAUUCUCUCUCCAAACAAGCCCUAGGACUGACAUUCUUAUCCGAUCGUUUCAAUUGAUCAAGCUAUCGGUUUAAUUCAUUGAAAAAUGCAGAAUCAGAGGAUGAAGCAGCAGCAGCACCAGGCGUUGAUGCAACAAGCUCUGCUUCAGCAGCAAUCGCUUUAUCAUCACCCCGGGAUAUUAGCUGCUCCGCAGAUUGAGGCAAUUCCAAGUGGAAAUAUCCCUCCUGGGUUUGAUCCAACUACAUGCCGCAUUGUGUAUGUUGGGAACAUUCACACACAGGUCACUGAAGCACUUCUGCAAGAAGUUUUUGCUAGUACUGGACCUGUGGAGGCCUGUAAGCUCAUUAGAAAAGAAAAGUCCUCCUAUGGCUUUAUUCAUUAUUUUGACCGCAGAUCAGCUGCACUUGCUAUAUUAACGCUCAAUGGAAGGCAUCUGUUUGGUCAGCCCAUCAAAGUUAACUGGGCAUAUGCAAGUGGGCAGAGAGAGGAUACAUCAAGCCACUUCAACAUUUUUGUUGGUGAUCUGAGCCCGGAGGUUACUGAUAACAUGUUGUAUGCUUGCUUUUCUGUUUUCCCUAGUUGUUCUGAUGCAAGGGUUAUGUGGGAUCAGAAAACUGGGCGUUCCAGGGGUUUUGGAUUCGUCUCUUUCCGGAAUCAGCAGGAUGCACAAAGUGCAAUAAAUGAUUUGACUGGAAAAUGGCUUGGCAGUAGACAGAUACGUUGCAACUGGGCCACAAAAGGUGCUGGAACCAGUGAUGACAAGCAGAGUUCAGAUUCUAAAAGCGUUGUAGAACUUACAAAUAGCUCUUCAGAAGAUGUUAAAGAGGCAGCAAGUAGUGAUGCUCCUGAAAAUAACCCUCAGUAUACCACUGUGUAUGUUGGCAACCUUGCUCCAGAGGUGACCCAGGUUGAUCUCCAUCGCCACUUCCAUGCACUGGGUGCUGGAUCAAUUGAGGAAGUUAGGAUCCAGCGAGAUAAGGGAUUUGGUUUUGUUCGAUACAGCACCCAUCAAGAGGCAGCUAUGGCUAUUUCGUUGGGAAAUGCUCAGUCAUUCCUCUGCGGAAAACAAAUUAAGUGCUCGUGGGGAAGCAAGCCAACUCCACCCGGAACAGCCUCAAACCCCCUUCCUCCACCUGCUCCUGCCACCUUGCCAGGAAUCUCUGCAGUUGACAUUUUAGCAUACGAGCGACAACUGGCGAUGAGUAAGACGGCCGGGGUUCAUCCUCUCAUGCAUCCACAGGGACAGCAUGCUCUGAAGGGAAUGCCUCCUACUGCUAGCCAAGCAAUAUACGAUGGCGGUUUCCAGCAGCAGCUUAUGUACUACCAGUAGUGAAGGUUUAUUCACAAUUGGUGGUCAGCCAGGCAAGCCUUCCCUUGAAGGUCUGGUCGAGUUUCUUCACUUAAGUUUUUUUUCUUUAGGGAUGGUUUCCCUACUACCUGUAUGCUUUUUCAGUAUGUAAGUACGUACUUGUAUGCCAUAUGCCGUGUACCAAAGUCAUGUCGAUCUUUUACUUACUGCACAGACAGAGAGAGUUAUGAGUGGCUUGUUUGAGUUAUUAAUACAUAUCAUAUUCAGCACUGUCUGUUGAGAUCUCAUGCUUUUAUUAAUGGAUUAUUGUUUGUAGUCA